CACCGAUGUGUCCUCCCUCUUCCUCGUCUUAUCCUCCUCCGGAUCCUCCCGCUGUUUUCAAGCGGCCUGGAAAAAAAAAAAAAAUCCAGAACGAGGAAGUGCUGACGCACGGGGCCCCACAGAUACUCCCCGAGGCUAGCCGCCCGGACGGCCCAAAGAUCUAGGGCGAGGACCAGACCGGAAAUGGUGGUUUCUAUGGUAACCCCUGAGCGGGUUGCCUGGGAGAUGACCCCUUUUGGUCUCUUUGAAUCUUAGCUGUAGGAUUACCUCGAAGGAGGAUUGAACAUCCUGGACUGUCUCCUGCCAUGAUUCCCGGAAAAUAUCGCUCCGUUUCUGGCCGAGCUGCAAAUAACGUGAACUGUGGACUUCAUCUGGUUAUUCAAACGUCGUCACUUUCUGACAAAAACAAAGUUGAAUUCAGGCUUAACAGAGAAACACCACCAUUUCCUGGUAGACUGUUACAGCAUGACCUGGAGAGGAACUACUCAAGCAGGCAAGGAGACGGAAGAGUAAUAAGUCCUUCGCCUCGUAAUAAGUCAUCAUGCAUCUCAUCCACAACUAACGUGACAGACCUCUGUGGGCUGGACAUGAGAGCUGCCACAACCUCCUUGUCAGCAUUUGGAGACUCUUCCAUUCAGACACCUUCAAAGCCGAGAAUCCGGCAGGGCUGUCAUAGUGCUGGCCCCAAUGUAUCUGGUGACCACAUUAGUCUGGUGAGCUCAUCCAUGCCGGCGUUUCCUAUUCUCCAGCGCUCUUCUGAAGAGAAAACACUUUACUCAGACAGGCUGACCCUAGAAAGACAAAAGUUGACUGUGUGCCCUAUCAUCGACGGGGAAGAGCACCUUCGUUUGUUGAACUUUCAGCACAAUUUUAUAACUCGGAUCCAAAAUAUUUCUAAUCUACAGAGGCUAAUAUUCUUGGACUUAUAUGAUAACCAGAUUGAAGAAAUUAGUGGACUUUCUACUCUGAAAUCCCUUCGUGUCCUCCUGUUAGGGAAAAACAGAAUCAAGAAAAUCUCAAAUCUGGAGAAUCUAAAAAAUUUAGAUGUCUUGGACCUUCAUGGAAAUCAGAUUACCAAAAUUGAAAAUGUUAAUCAUUUGUGUGAUUUGAGAGUUCUAAACCUUGCCAGGAAUCUCUUGAGUCAUGUUGACAAUCUCAACGGCCUGGAUUCACUAACGGAACUUAACCUUCGGCACAACCAGAUCACCUUUGUGAGAGAUGUGGAUAAUUUGCCCUGCCUCCAACGCCUCUUCCUCAGCUUCAACAAUAUAACUAGCUUUGAAAGUGUUUCCUGCCUUGCCGAGUCAACUUCCCUCUCGGACAUCACCUUUGAUGGCAACCCAAUAGCUCAAGAGUCAUGGUACAAACACACGGUCCUUCAGAAUAUGAUGCAGCUGCGCCAGCUAGACAUGAAGAGAAUCACGGAAGAAGAAAGACGCGUGGCAUCUGUUGUGGCCAAAAAAGAGGAGGAGAAGAAGAGGGAGAGUCACAAGCAGUCCUUGCUGAAGGUACAUCCUUCAGUGAGGCCUCCACUUGCUCAGGAGGACACCUCGACGCUGGCCAGCACACAGGAACAUGGCUUUCAAAACUAAGUCUGUGUUUUGAGAAGAAAAGGUUAACCAUUAACAAUGUCGCUCGAAAGUGGGACUUGCAGCAGCGAGUAGCCAACAUUGCCAGCACUCAGGACAGAAAGGACUCGGAGUCUCCGCCUCAGGAAUCCUGUCAGCUCGACGGAGGCAACAUCUCUGCCUUUCCAGAGGAAGCAGGGUCUCUAGAUGCAGGGCUCAGCAGUGCGUUACAAGGCUUGUCUGUCACAGAAACACACUUGGUGGAGAUAGACGGAGAAACCCUCUCACUGUACGGCUCAGGGGCGCUGGAAUGCCUGGAUCGAAACUGGAGUGUUCAAACAGCCGGCAUGGUCACCACGGUCUCAUUCACGUUCAUCGAGUUUGAUGAAAUUGUCCAAGUACUUCCCAAACUGAAGAUGAAGUUUCCAAAUUCUCUGCACCUUAAAUUCAGGGAGACCAACCUUGUGAUGCUGCAGCAGUUCAAUGCCCUGGCACAGCUGCGUCGGGUUGACCAGUUGACAAUCGAUCCUCAGGGAAACCCAGUGGUCAACUUUACACUCUGGAAGUACUACGUGCUGUUCAGGCUCAGCCACUUCAGCAUGCAGAAAAUAAAUGGAACAGAGGUGACUCAAAAUGACAUGAUAAUGGCUGAAAGGCUCUUUGGAAUCUUAGCACAUGUAGCAUCCUCCGAGCUGCCCCAGUACCGCAUGAUUUCAAUUCUGGGUGAUGCCAGGAAAAAGCAAUUCCGAUAUCUACUGGAAAGCAAAGGUAAAAAGCCUGGCAUCAUCUGUGAGGAGACCAGUGACAGCAAGAGGUUCUUGGGGGAAAACACGAACCGCGCUACCCUGAAUUACACCACCCGAGAAUUCUACCACGAGAAGCUGGAAGAAAUAAAGGACAAGAAGAAGUUCUGCAGGUUGUAUGUAGAAGACCUGGUGAAGGAAGCCACAGCCAUCAACAUGAAAAACGAGGCUCUGCAGAAGCUGUGGCCACAGAUGUUCAUCGAGCUUGUGAGAGACGCUGUCAUAGAGAUCCGCAGCAAGGAUUCCUACAUGAAACUCUGCCUGCAGCAGAUCACUGACCAGAAAUAGGGAUGGCUGCUACUUCAGACUUGGGCAAUUGGAGCUUUUUCGAAGUUUGGUAAGAUGCAGGUUAGACAUGAUGAGACACCACCACUACCGCACAGUCUAGAAAGAGUGGCAUCAAAGCCUGCCCCCCCCCCCCCCCCGCACUGUGGAGAAAGGAGGGAGGCAGGAGAGAGGGGGACUCUUUCCCGUGCAUGCUGACCACACAACCUUGGGAAACCAAGCAGCGACUGGAGGAGGCCUGGCUGCUGGGUCAGAAAUGCUUCUUCGGCUCCCGCUCUGACUGGUGAGUCUGCCCCAGUCCCAAGCUCGCUGUGUGCUGAUGGGCUAGCAUGAGAUGCCUCCACCAACCUCCAGCUGAGACUUUCCUCUUUUUUUGCCUUUUUAUUUUAUGUCAUGAUUUCAAAGCCAAGCAUAUGUCUUUUUUUAAUGAGUGAAGAAUAAAUACAUUAGUUAAAAAAAAAA
Messenger RNA from Mus musculus (house mouse), 3118 nucleotides. It is a transcript of the gene Lrrc49, whose product is annotated as leucine rich repeat containing 49. The coding region runs from base 1358 to 2659 and encodes 433 amino acids. NCBI's taxonomy places the organism in Eukaryota, Metazoa, Chordata, Mammalia, Rodentia, Muridae. Gene Ontology annotation, cellular component: cytoskeleton; centriolar satellite. The transcript has 17 exons. The record is from RefSeq and is a predicted model, not a curated record.